UUCUUCACUUCUCUCAAACAAUAAACAAAAAAAACAGUAUCAGUUUUUCACAGAAACUUUCGCAGAAACUACUAACUCUAAAACGCGUGUGUUCACGCGCACGACUUCAAUCAAAUAACGACCCAAAUUCUCAAUUUCUGAAAUCUUCAUCAUUCUCCAAAACCCUAAUCCAUGGCUGAUUCAAUUCUCACCUUUCAACCACCGCCGGAACAACCACCUGAACAACCACCGUCGUCUGAUCUCGAUUUCAACGACUACGGUGGCGAAUUCAACAACACUGCUCUUCCUUCAUUUGACUCUUUCUUCAACGAUUCAGAUCCCGAUCUCGAUUUCCUUGGCGAUUUCGAAAUCACGUUUGAUGAUCUAGAUAAUCUCCCAAUCCCGUCGGAGACUGAUGAUUAUCUUUUUCAUGAUGCAUGCAACGCUGAUGGCGUUCCAAUUUCGCAUGUGAUUGAUAAUUCGCCGGAAUCAGGUGCUUCUGUGGUUUCCGGUGAUCAGAGUCCUGGUGUUUCUAGGUUUUUGAAUUUGGAUUCAGUUGCGGAUGAUGAUGAAAAAGAAAAUUCAGCUGAUGUGAAAGUUUUGAGCUUUUCGUUGCCGGAGACUGAAAAUGAAAAUACUGAAAAUUCUUACCGGGAACGGGAAGAGUCUUCGAAUGGACCGGCUUCGUCUCAGGGAUCGGGGAACGGUGGAUCGGGUGUUUAUGAAGCGAUGAAUUCACCCGAGAGGGAUGUUUCAUCUUUUCAUGAAAAUGAAAAUGUGAAGGAGGAUGUGAAAUUGGAGGGUAGUGUUGUUAAAGGCUGUGAUCUGAAGAGGAAGAAAGAGAAUAGCCAUGAAAGUGCUGAGAAUCGAACCUCGAAAUGUAGUAGAAGGUCGUUGUCGAUGGAGAGGACGGAACAACAGCAAUUUCAACAACAAGCUCAAUCUGGUUUUGAUGGAAUUGAAGAUGAGGAUGAGAAGAGGAAAGCAAGGUUGAUGAGGAAUAGAGAAAGUGCACAGCUUUCAAGGCAGAGGAAGAAGCAUUAUGUGGAGGAGCUUGAGGAGAAAGUGAGAUCAAUGCAUUCAACAAUUACUGAUUUGAGUAGUAAGAUUACUUAUGUUAUGGCUGAGAAUGCUACACUUAGGCAACAAUUGAGUGGUGGUGUGAUGUGUCCACCACCACCACCUGGUGCCGCUAUGUACCCACCGCAUCCAGGAAUGGCACCUAUGCCUUAUGCAUGGAUGCCCUGUGCUCCUUAUGUUGUUAAACCUCAAGGUUCUCAGGUUCCUUUGGUUCCGAUUCCGAGGUUGAAGCCUCAGCCAACUGCUGCGGCUUCGAAGAGUAAAAAGAGUGAGAGUAAGAAGAGUGAGGUGAAAACUAAGAAAGUUGCUAGUAUUAGUUUGUUGGGUUUGUUUUUCUGUAUUAUGCUUUUUGGUGGGCUUGUUCCUUUGGUAGAUUUUAAGUUUGGUGGUUUAGUGGAUAAUGUUUCUGGUAGGUCUAGUUAUGUUAGUGAUAGAUGGUUUUAUGGUCAUGGUGGAGGGAAGAUUUGGCCUGUAAAUGGUCAUAUGAAUGAAUCUGGAAGGAAUGGGGAAGCAGGGUUUCCCAAUGGGAGAUUUGGUAUUUCUGAUAGGAAUAAUUAUGAAAGAGGGAGGAAACUAGGUGAAGAAAUGAAUGAUCGGAAAGACUCGAGUUGUUUCGGUCAUCGGGACAAUGCUAGCGAGCCACUGCUUGCUUCUUUGUAUGUUCCUAGGAAUGAUAAGCUGGUGAAGAUCGAUGGAAACUUGAUAAUCCAUUCUAUUAUGGCCAGUGAGAAAGCCAUGGCAUCUCAAGAUGCUCAGGGGAAGAAGGAGAAGAGUGAAACUGGUCUGGCCAUUCGGGAUUCUGCAUUGGCAAUUCCUGAAGUUGGAAGAAAUAGAGGUCAACAUCCAAAUGUGUAUAGGGUUUCUGCUGAACAGAGGAGGGCUAUUGGCUCUGGUUCAACUAAAACCUUGAAGGACCAUAUGAAGUCUUCUGCAACUGAUGGUAAAAUGCAACAGUGGUUCCGUGAAGGAAUUGCAGGUCCAAUGCUAAGUUCUGGCAUGUGUACUGAAGUUUUCCAGUUUGAUGUUUCUCCAGCUCCUGGAGCAAUAGUUCCAGCAGCAGCAGUGGCAAAUAUUUCUUCCGAAAACCGUCAAAAUUCCACCAAUGUCAACAAGAGCAGGAACAGAAGAAUCCUCCACACCCUCCCAGAUCCACUUCCUGGAACCCGUCUGAACAUAACUGAAGAGCGUGCAAGAAAUUUGCCAAAAGACCACCUCCCCGGCAAUAAAUCAUCUAUGGUCGUUUCUGUGCUUGUUGAUCCCAAAGAGGUAGGAGAUGGCGAUGUUGAUGGCAUGAUGGCUCCGAAGUCGCUCUCUCGGAUUUUCGUGGUUGUGUUAAUCGACAGUGUCAAGUAUGUGACUUACUCAUGUGGUCUUCCCCGUGUUUCUCCUUUGGUAACAGCUUAUGUUUGACAACCUUUCCCAUUUUGAUACAAGCUUAUCUAACCCUAGAGUUAUAGAUGUGGUGGAAUGGGAGGGAAAGAAACAGAGGCUCCAGUUUUGUAAAUAACAACAUAUUUAAAAUAGCAGGCCUUGUGUACCAAAAACUGAGUUGUACUUUAGAAGCUGGCGUUGAUCAACUGUCUAUGUACUGAGUUGAGACAUUUCUUAGAAACUUAAUAAAUAAUAAUAUAUGGUCGCUUAUAAUUUACAAGUUGAUCCCUUUCAUGUGUUGUUGAA
Medicago truncatula (barrel medic) is the source of this 2736-nucleotide messenger RNA. Its product is annotated as bZIP transcription factor 17. Gene Ontology annotation, cellular component: endoplasmic reticulum membrane; nucleus. Bases 172 to 2469 code for a protein of 765 amino acids. Gene Ontology annotation, biological process: regulation of DNA-templated transcription. NCBI's taxonomy places the organism in Eukaryota, Viridiplantae, Streptophyta, Magnoliopsida, Fabales, Fabaceae. Gene Ontology annotation, molecular function: DNA-binding transcription factor activity. The transcript has 2 exons. The record is from RefSeq and is a predicted model, not a curated record.